Prunus armeniaca (apricot) is the source of this 324-nucleotide messenger RNA. The record is from the annotation of a GenBank genome assembly. NCBI's taxonomy places the organism in Eukaryota, Viridiplantae, Streptophyta, Magnoliopsida, Rosales, Rosaceae.
AUGGCAACCUACAAGUACAUACAAUUUAAAAACCCAAAAUUUCCCCAUACAACUUUGACUCCCAAACAAUCGCGCCCCAUCCCAAGAUCUACUCGGGUCAACCCUAGAAAAUCAGAUCUUGCCCCCACCCCGGAGCUGUCGACUUCUUCAUUUUUGGCAAAUUUUGAUUUGGGGAUUUUGGGGGCAAGGUCAAUCCACUAUCGUGCUAAGUGGUUGAAGGUGUUGGGUGGAGUUGGGUUUGUGGACAGGGAUGGUGUGAGUAAGCUGGCUGUGGUUCUGUCAUGCUGCAUCACAGAAGGAAUUUUUCAUAAACUCAAUAUAUAG